This is a messenger RNA of Diversispora eburnea, 210 nucleotides long. The record is from the annotation of a GenBank genome assembly. NCBI's taxonomy places the organism in Eukaryota, Fungi, Glomeromycota, Glomeromycetes, Diversisporales, Diversisporaceae.
AUGCCCAAUCUAGAACACGAAUCUGUUGUAUCAAUGCUUUUCAAAUGUUUUGAUAGGCCAAAUAAUGGUGUAUUAAGAGGUCAUUAUGAUCCAUCCAACCCUGCACUAAAAAUCGAACCAGACCUUGCAAUUUACCCACAUAUUGCUCACGUUCCAAAACCUACUGUUACGCAUCCUGGUCCUCCUCCUAGCAAUGCAAAUGUACUUUGA